AUGGCAGCUGGUGUAGCAGCAUGGCUUCCUUUUGCCAGGGCAGCUGCCAUAGGUUGGAUGCCAGUGGCCAACUGUCCCAUGCCACUAGCCCCAUCAGAAAAAAAUAAGCGCCAAGAUGAGCUAAUCAUUCUCAAUGUGAGCGGCCGGCGUUUCCAGACAUGGAGGACUACAUUGGAGAGAUACCCUGAUACUCUACUUGGCAGCACAGAGAAAGAGUUCUUCUUUAAUGAAGACACCAAGGAAUACUUUUUUGACCGGGAUCCUGAUGUCUUUAGGUGUAUCUUAAACUUUUAUAGAACUGGUAAACUACAUUAUCCAAGGUAUGAGUGUAUCUCCGCUUAUGACGAGGAGCUUGCUUUUUAUGGGAUCCUGCCUGAUAUCAUUGGGGACUGCUGUUAUGAAGAGUACAAGGAUAGAAAGCGGGAAAAUGCUGAGCGAUUGAUGGAUGAUGCUGAUUCUGAGAAUAAGCAAGACUCCAUGCCAGCCCUGAGCUUCCGGGAGACCAUGUGGCGAGCCUUUGAGAACCCUCAUACUAGCACUUUAGCCUUAGUCUUUUAUUAUGUCACAGGCUUCUUUAUUGCUGUUUCUGUGAUCACCAAUGUGGUGGAGACCGUACCAUGUGGCUCCAUAUCCGGCAACAAAGAACAGCCAUGUGGGGAUAGGUAUGAAAUGGCUUUUUUCUGCUUGGACACAGCUUGUGUUAUGAUUUUUACAGUUGAAUACCUGAUGAGACUUUUUGCAGCUCCCAGCCGGUACCGGUUCAUCAGGAGUGUGAUGAGUAUCAUCGAUGUGGUGGCCAUCAUGCCCUACUACAUAGGUUUGGUGAUGACCGGCAAUGAGGAUGUCAGUGGAGCUUUUGUGACUCUGAGGGUUUUCAGGGUAUUCAGGAUUUUCAAGUUCUCCCGUCAUUCCCAAGGCUUGCGAAUCUUGGGGUACACACUGAAGAGCUGUGCCUCUGAGCUUGGUUUUCUUCUCUUUUCACUCACGAUGGCAAUUAUUAUCUUUGCUACUGUGAUGUUUUAUGCAGAGAAAGGAUCUUCAGCUAGCAAGUUCACUAGCAUUCCAGCAUCAUUUUGGUAUACUAUUGUCACCAUGACAACUCUUGGUUAUGGAGAUAUGGUGCCCAAGACAAUUGCUGGCAAGAUUGGCUCCAUUUGUUCACUGAGUGGUGUACUUGUCAUUGCUCUUCCUGUCCCAGUUAUUGUUUCCAAUUUCAGCCGAAUUUAUCAUCAGAAUCAAAGAGCUGAUAAGCGAAGAGCACAAAAGAAAGCCCGGUUAGCCAGGAUUCGUGUAGCCAAAACGGGAACUUCCCACGCCUACCUUCACAGUAAGCGCAAUGGCCUUCUCAAUGAAGCACUGGAAUUGACGGGGUCUAUGGACGAUGAGCACAAUAUCAGCAAAGCCACAUCCAUCAUUGAAAGUCAGCAUCACCACCUGCUGCAUUGCCUGGAAAAAACAACUGGAUUGUCCUAUCUUGUGGAUGAUCCCCUGUUAUCUGUACGAACUUCCACCUUCAAGAACCAUGAGUUCAUUGAUGAGCAGAUGUUUGAGCAAAACUGCUUGGAGAGCUCAAUGCAAAAUUACCCAUCAACCCGAAGCCCUUCCCUUUCAAGUCAACAGGGCUUGACUACCUCCUGCUGUUCUCGACGUAGUAAGAAGACAACGCACCUCCCCAAUUCCAGUGUGCCAGCAACCCGACUACGGAGCAUGCAGGAGCUCAGCACCAUACAUAUCCAAUGCAGUGAACAACCAUCGCUCACAACAAGUCGCUCCAGCCUAAAUAUGAAAUCAGAUGAUGGUCUGAGACCGAACUGCAAAGCUGCUCAAAUAACCACAGCAAUCAUCAGCAUCCCAACACCACCGGCCCUGGCACCAGAAGGGGAAAACAGACCUUCCUCCUCCAGCCCCAGCCAUUCAAGGAACACAAUCAUGGCUAGCAGCAACAUUGUCAAGGUUUCAGCUUUGUAA
Messenger RNA from Thamnophis elegans (Western terrestrial garter snake), 1968 nucleotides. RefSeq names its product potassium voltage-gated channel subfamily D member 3 (gene KCND3). Gene Ontology annotation, biological process: protein homooligomerization; potassium ion export across plasma membrane. Gene Ontology annotation, cellular component: voltage-gated potassium channel complex; membrane; neuronal cell body. Gene Ontology annotation, molecular function: A-type (transient outward) potassium channel activity; protein binding. Lineage: Eukaryota; Metazoa; Chordata; Lepidosauria; Squamata; Natricidae. The record is from RefSeq and is a predicted model, not a curated record.